This is a messenger RNA of Mesocestoides corti, 1356 nucleotides long. The record is from the annotation of a GenBank genome assembly. NCBI's taxonomy places the organism in Eukaryota, Metazoa, Platyhelminthes, Cestoda, Cyclophyllidea, Mesocestoididae.
AUGAUGAAGCAUCAUAAAGGUGGCUUUCGCGAUCGAAUACGAAGGUGGCACAUCCGUGGACGGCCCAUUCAUUGCCACGUCGCAAGCAACAGCACCGUAGUCACCGUCGAUUUUUCUUUCCUCUUGCCCUCUCGCUCACGCCCAACCGGUGGAGGUGAGCCAAUCAACGCGCACCAUCGACCUUUUCUUCUCUUCGUCGUAGUUCGCCCGUUCUCUCCCCACUCCCGCCCCCUUCUCUCACCUCCCCUUGACCACCCACCUACCCACCAUCUAGGCUCUGCUAACGCACACGAACGCCCACCAACUUCCAUGCGUCCGUGCGCGCUUCGCUUGCAGCUGCCUCUCCGAACGGGCAGAGCCAGUGUGGCUUCUCUCUCGCCUGUCCGUCCGCUCCUCCCAACGCGAGCACAACCCCGUGACCACACACUGCCACAGCCUGUCGAAUUUAUUGAUGAGUCGACCGAACGCGCUUGUGUCGUUCAAUGGGUAAUCGAUAUCUCGAUCGUGUCCUGGCCGCCGUAUCGAUUUAUUCAGUUGCUCAGGCGACUCGGCAUUCACUUUCUAAGAUUCAUGUCCGAACGCGUGAGGCCUCGUUACGGGUCUCAAGUCCCCCUCCGUUCUCAAAUUUCCACCGCCGUUUCACCUCAACACACUUGGAUGCAUUUGCCCCGCUUUGAGAUCGGUCAGGUGUCUGUGACCCAGGCACGUCCCACUGCCUUGCCAUCCAAGUCGCCUCUCGCGCCCUGGCUACGCAGGCUUUCGGGCUGGGCAGGCACACCUAGCGCCGUGUCAAUCAUCAGUGUCACUCAUCUAAAUCUCGCUCCUCCUCCCCGCCUUCUCUACGGGUUUUCGGCCAUUCAAAAGAGGGGUGUCGAACAGCUAGGCCUUUCGAUUGAAUUAUGUGGUAGAGCAAGUUCUGGUCCUUCUCGCAUCACUCGCCAUUUUAAGUCAACGCUUAGUCGACCGACUUGCAGUGGCGUAAUUCUCACGAAGAGUGAUGCAACCUUCCAGUUUGCCGCCUGCGUGGAGCGGAAAGCCGAAGGGUUUCGACUCCUUGUAGCGCGCACACGUCGAACUGGCACUGUGUGCGUGCCGCGUUAUACCCAACGAGUGCAGCAGCAACGUCCCAGUUGGGUAGCUGUUUUCACGCGAUGCCUUCCUUUCGAAGUUGUUACUGUCAUUCAUCCGCACGCGAGCCUGCUGACUACCUGUCACUUUUCUGUGAGGCGCGCUGUGUGCUUGCCCAAUCCACCCCCUCCCACCCUUCUCUUACCAGGGAUCAUCUCCAGCCCACUGCCUUCCUCCCUGCCCCCGCCCACCCCAACUGCCUCCUCCCCAGCGUUCGGGAUUGAUUGA